Coregonus clupeaformis (lake whitefish) is the source of this 2052-nucleotide messenger RNA. Its product is annotated as activin receptor type-2B. Gene Ontology annotation, cellular component: activin receptor complex; plasma membrane. The transcript has 11 exons. Gene Ontology annotation, molecular function: activin binding; ATP binding; activin receptor activity. Bases 373 to 1917 code for a protein of 514 amino acids. Gene Ontology annotation, biological process: protein phosphorylation; activin receptor signaling pathway; cellular response to growth factor stimulus. Lineage: Eukaryota; Metazoa; Chordata; Actinopteri; Salmoniformes; Salmonidae. The record is from RefSeq and is a predicted model, not a curated record.
UUUUGUACACAGAUCUCUAACAUGCUUGUAGACUCCGAGCCUAGGCUAGCCUACUAGAGCGCAAACCUUGAUUAUCUAGUAGCUAGAAUACGUGUGAAACGGAAUCGGGACCCAACUCCGCAAAUGUUGAAUUUACUAGUGCACACGGGUUGCUAAAAAGUAUUGUCUGUCUCUAACGGUCCUGCUACGGUGUUGUGCCGCCACUGCAGCACCGAGGCUACCGACCGACACGCUGUGGCUGCAUGGGAUCGGAGAAGCCCGUGGUUAUUGAGUAUUGUGAUGUUGGACUGAUGUCGGGACGAUCUCCGGUUUAAAUGUUCGCGACGGGAAAAGGAGAAAGUCUUCCCUGUCUUCUAUUAAUACGGGAACAUAAUGGCUUUUUCCUGGCUGAGUUGUUCACUUCUCCUGGGAACUUUGUGUGCAGGCUGGGGCCAUGGCGAUGUGGAGACCAGAGAGUGUGUGUACUACAAUGAUAACUGGCGUACAGAGCGUACCAACCAGAGUGGUGUGGAGAGGUGUGAGGGGGAGAAGGAAAAGAGACUACACUGCUACUCCUCCUGGCUCAACAUCUCAGGAACCAUCAAACUGGUGAAGAAAGGCUGCUGGCUGGAUGACUUCAACUGCUAUGACAGGCAGGAGUGUGUGUCCAGGGAAGUGAAUCCCCAGGUGUUCUUCUGCUGCUGUGAGGGGAACUACUGCAACGAGGGGUUCACACACCUACCUGACCUCAUCGCCGCCGGCAACAGAGUGAAAAUCCGUCCCCCUCCCAGAGUGCCGUCUCUGUUGAAUAUCCUGGUGUACAGUCUGCUAGCUCUGUGUGUUCUGUCGCUGACCCUGCUACUGGCUCUGUGGAUGUACCGACAGCGCAAACCACCCUACGGAGAUGUUGACCUCCAUGAGGACCCUCGGCAAACCCCUCCCUCUCCCAUGGUGGGGCUGAAGCCUCUGCAGUUACUGGAGGUGAAAGCUAGGGGGCGCUUCGGCUGUGUGUGGAAGGCUCAGCUGAUGAGCGAAUAUGUGGCUGUAAAGGUCUUCCCUGUUCAGGACAAGCAGUCAUGGCAGAAUGAGAGGGAUAUCUUCCUGACUCCUGGUAUGAGACACGAGAACCUGCUUCGUUACAUCGCUGCAGAGAAACAUGGCAGCAACAUGGAGACUGAGCUCUGGCUCAUCGUGGAGUUCCACGAACGGGGUUCGUUGACUGACCAUCUGAAGGGCAGUACGGUGACCUGGUCUGAAAUGUGUCAUAUUGCUGAGACCAUGUCCCGUGGUCUGGCUUACCUCCAUGAAGACACACCCAUCAAGGCAGAAGGUUCCAAACCCACCAUCGCACACAGGGACUUCAAGAGUAAGAACGUGAUGUUGAGAGAUGAUCUGACAGCCAUCAUCGGUGACUUUGGUCUGGCGGUCCGGUUUGAGCCGGGGAAACCUCCAGGAGACACCCACGGACAGGUGGGUACGUGGCGAUACAUGGCCCCUGAGGUUCUAGAGGGGGCUAUAAACUUCCAGAGAGACUCCUUCCUGAGGAUUGAUAUGUACGCUAUGGGGCUGGUGCUUUGGGAACUGGUGUCACGAUGCAUCGCCACAGACGGUGCCGUAGGGGAGUACAUGCUUCCGUUUGAGGAGGAGAUUGGCCAGCACACGUCUCUAGGGGACCUUCAGGAUGUGGUGGUUCACAAGAAGAUGAGACCGGUCUUCAAGGACACCUGGCUCAAACACCCUGGUCUAUCUCAGCUGUGUGAGACCAUAGAGGAGUGUUGGGACCAUGACGCCGAGGCUCGUCUCUCCGCCGGCUGUGUCGAGGAACGCAUCUCCCAGAUCACCAGGACAACCGUCAGCACUACCUCAGACUGCCCAGUCUCCAUAGUAACGUCAGUAACCGACGACGACGACCUACCUCCCAAAGAAUCCAGCGCCUGAGUUCUGUGUUAUUAUGACAUCACAGCAGUGACAUCAUCACGGAAGUGGAACAAGCGACAGUUGAUGCUCCUGACUUUUCCAGCCUAAAAAAAAUGGUUUUUAAACAACUUGAAUACAGCUGCUAUUUUUAUCAUC